UACAACAUCAAAAGACAGCGAGGUGGAAUUUCCCAGGUUACAGCAGAGACCACUUCCGCUAUUGGUGUCUGGGUAAAUCGAAGGAGCCACUGAAGCAGAAAGCCGUCUCUUCUUCUAAUCAAUAAUGAACGAAGAAAGAAAGAGAGGCCGAAAAGACGCCAGAUUCCCAGCACCAUGCCUGGUAAGUGACGCGGUGGCGAUGGAAGGAAAAGGGCCCUAUCGUAUCUACGACCCAGGCGGGGUUGAGGCUAAGGCCAGAGAGGAGGGCAGCAGCAGUGGAGUGGGCAGCUACAGACAACUACUGGAAGAGAAUAACGUCCUCAGAGAGAGGAUGAAGGGACUCAAGAGCUUGGGAGACCUGUUGGAGGAGUCUCAGUCGGAGGCGUCUAAGUUGCGUCAGCGUGUCGAGGAGCUGGUCAGAGACAACGAGGCCCUGAAGUCUUCUACCUCCAGCUUCUGUACAGGAGGACCUGUUCAGACUGAGACACAGGGUCAGGGGAAGCUUCACCGCCAGCCCAGUAUGGACCAGAGAGAGAGUCGGCCGUGUCUCUCAACGGGGAAGGCCCUACAUCAUGAGCAGCCCAGUGAAGGUCUGUCAGAGUUUGAGGUGGUGAACAUGGAGGAGAAGACCUCCGAUACCCAGACGACUGGUACCGGAGCAGGGCAGCUACCUCCGGAGAACCAGGAGUUAGCCAGCCAGCUGCAGCGUCUAGAAAGCUCCUUCAGUAUCUUUGCUGAGGAGUCCAACCCCAACCAACUCCUAGCCCACCUGGGACGCAUGGCCGUCGAGUUCCACCACCUCUCCUCCAAGGUCCAGAAGAAUGAGCAGAGGACGUCCCUCCUACAGACUCUCUGUGAGCAGCUCAGACAGGAGAACAAUGAGCUGAGAAAGAAGAUGGAGGAGGACCUUCAGUACAGAAACGGUGACUUGGAACAGCUGAGACAGGAGAACCUGAAGCUGAAAGAGCUGGUAACUGGAGGAGGAGAUACUGCAACGGAGAGCGAGGGGCAGCCAGAAGCCAAAGAAGAUGUGGUGAAAGAGGAAACUGCCAGCGUUAGAUCCAAGAUGGAGGUCAGCACACCACAGAAGAGUGGGAAAGCCCCAGAGAAGGAGAAAGCCCCGGCCAAGCCCUGUGACCCAGAGGCCUAUGAGAAGAAGAUCAAGCUUCUAGAGAAGCAGAGGAAAGACGUACUGGACGUGAACAAGCAGUGGGAUGUCCAGUGGAACUCUAUGAAGUCACAGUUUGAACAGAAGAUCACAGACCUGCGUCAGCGGCUGGCGGACUCCCAGAAGGCCGUGCAGGAGUUGGAGACGGAGCGAGAACAGAGGCAGCGGGACUACGAUAAGAAGCUGCUGCUUGCCAAGUCCAAGAUCGAGAACGUCCAGGGGGAGAAGGAGUGUCUGAACUCUGAGACCACAGAGUUGAAGCAGAAGGUUCGUUACCUGCAGGAUCAGCUGCUGCCCCUCAGUAAACAGAGAGAGUGCCAGGAGAAGGAGAUCCAGCGCCUCAACAGGGCUCUAGAGAAGGCCCUGAACCUGCACCCUCCCCCCUCCUCCCACCAGCCACCGGGCCAGGGCGCCAGUGGUAACCAUGGUAACCACGACGACGGGGCUAGUAACUUGAGGAGGCAGGAGCUGCUCACUCAGAUAGCAGUGUUAAAGGAACAGGUGAAGAUCUUUGAGGAAGACUUUAGGAAAGAGCGGAGCGACAGGGAACGAAUGAACGAGGAAAAGGAGGACUUGAGGAGACAGGUGGAGAGGCUGCAGGGUCAGAUGACCAACCUCACCAAUCAGCUUCUCCAGGCCCAGAACGAGUGUCAGAGAGAGAGAACAGAGAGAUGCAAGCUGGAGAGACUACAGAUGCAGCAUCAUAAACAGGGCCAGCAGCAGGAGAGGCGUACCUCAGACCCCUCCUCGGGCACCGUGAACGGCCCUCUGAGUCCUCCCUACUGUGGUCCCUUUGUGCAGGUGGCUCCAGGAGGUGCCCAGGGGCUGGACGGCUGGCCAACACACUUCCCCCCCAGGAUACCCAACAACGCAGCCAGCGCAGCGCCACCGGGACGUAGCGACUUCCCACCCCUCACACCGGGAUUCCUGUGGCAGUCAUCGGUCCCCCAGCCCAAAGGGUCCAGGGUGCCCGGAGGAGGAGCAGGGGACGGAUCCAGACCACCUCCAGAGAACACGGAUCAGUCCACAGCAACUGGGUUUGGAAAAAGAGAGCGACAGAAUAUUGACCCUGGAAAGCACUAAGGGCCUCCACCGUUCGUUGUCUCGUUCCCUCACCAUGGGGCUAGCUGGGUGGUAGCAGCAUAAAUCAGUUAGUGAUUUGAACUAUAAUUUUCCUACUGAACUGUAGAUAUCCUGUUGUAAUGUUGUUUAUACUUGCCUUUUUAUAAGCCUACUUGUGAAAAACACUGUUUUCGCUAUUCAGAAAUAUAUUACAUGAAUAUUAUUAUUUAGAUAUGUUUCUUUUUUUAACCUCAUUCUUUUUUUGGAGAUUUAAUAUCUGCUUCAUAUGAUUCUAUGCAGGAACUGAAGUCAUCUGCGUAAUAGGUUGAAAUGAUCCAAAUGUAAUAUUAAGACAAUAUACCCAUGUGAUUAUCGGCUAUUGACGAUCGUGCCACUGCAAAGAUGUAACCUUUUUACAAAGCUGUUUUGUUACUCGUAGGGUUAAGGGGUCAAUUCACCCCAUGUCAAUAACAACCAAUACUACUUGUAUUCAUUCCAACGAUAUAUAAUUAUAUAGGUAAAUUGCCUUGGAAUUGGAAUCAUAGAAAUCGUAACCGUGGAUGUUUCAUUUCUGAGAAUUUUUUUUCAGUACCAUUUGGUGUUCUAGAACUGUACCAUCAAGUGUAACUGUUCAAAAAGUGAUUGUUAUAAUACAUCAAACUUGGGAAGUGAAUUUAGCUGGUAUAUCAUGCCAAAAAACAUGGUUGUGGUGAUUUAUUGAUCAUUUAUUUAUAAUCUACUGUUUUGAUGGUUGCAUUGACUAAAUGUAAAUCACUUGUCUUUUAGUAAUGCUGUUCUUUCUAUGUCGUUAGUGUACUCCCAAUAUAUUGUAGCUAUUGACAUCGUAUGUUCGUAACACAUACACGCACACACACCCUCCACAAGAGCACCUGAUUGGCCAAAAAUGACAAUGUAAUUUCAAUGCAGCACCCUUUUUUUUUUUUUUUUUGGAUUGAAUUGGUUAAAAUUAUUUGAUCAUCGAUUCCAAUAUGUAUUCACAUCCUAAGGUAGACAAGUCCUCAACAUAUUUACCCCAAGGCUGUCCAGUCAUAUGUCUGGAGGAUUGGGUCAUAGGUCGUAGUGUAGCCAGCAGUCCCAAUAGGUUUCCUUUCCUUCCCUACUGUUGACCGUUGAUAGUACUACUGUAGGGUGUAUUCCUGUUCUGGUUGCUGUAAACGUUAGCCUACCUGAGCGCUCUGCUAGCAGAGCAUAGUCAGUAUAAUGUAGGAUCUGUAUGUGCUUUUAAUAUGUGAAUUUCUAAUCGAGUUAACAGGGUAUGAUUGGUCUCCAUCAUAUUGCUUUAACCUGUCAGUCAUGUCCUUUUGCAUCAGUCAGAGGCGAGGAAAUUGAAGUUUAUUUUAAAACUGUGAGACUCGGCUAACCCUAAGGCUCCGUGUCAUAGUCCGCAAUACCUCAGUAACAGCACAGUGAUAAACCACCUCAGCCAGACAAGGGGGGGGCUGCUUCCCAAAUGGCCCUCUAUUCCCUAAUAUAGUGCACUACUCUUGGCCGACGCUCCCGGGCCCUGGUCAAAAAGUAGUGCGCUAUAUAGUGAAUAGGGUGCCGUUUGGGUCACGUUUCUGACUCCGCUUGGCUUCGGUCUCGAUCCACCUCUAAGACCAGCGACUCCAUACGAACGCCUAUCUGUCUACAGUAUCUAUCCGACAGUCCUGUGAACCCCUGUGACACCGUCGAGAGCCCGCUUGAAUUCCAAACCCAGCCCAGCCCUGUACCUUACCUUAACUCCAGGCAAAAUGGCAGCAACUCAUUUUAGGUGGAGUUAUUACCAUUAGCUUAUACCUUGCCAAUGCUUUGAUAUCUCCACUAGUGUCUGGCGUUUAUGGGCGAGGGGUUGAUUUGGGGUUGGUCACUAUCCUAGAGCUCCAAUCCUCCUGAUGUGUGAUUUGGUUUGGUGGUGAACUAAUGUUCUGUAUCUCCUCUGAAUCAAACCAAUAACUCAAACGUUUUUUUUUUUUUUUUAAGACGUUAGAUUCCAGAAUGGUCCAAUAGUUGAAUGGAGAAGUUGAAUUGCACUUUGAAAGAAAUGCUUUGUUUUCCUCUGGCAGUUGUCUUUUUCUGGUUUGUAGUUGUGGAGUUUUGCAGUAGGCAAAAGGACAUUACUGAUGUGAUGAGACUUUUUGUAUUUGACUGGCUUAAUAAACAUAUCCUAAAUGUC
Molecule: messenger RNA, 4406 nt
Organism: Coregonus clupeaformis (lake whitefish)
Lineage: Eukaryota; Metazoa; Chordata; Actinopteri; Salmoniformes; Salmonidae
Gene: tnip1
Product: TNFAIP3 interacting protein 1
Exons: 19
Coding region: 125-2251 (708 amino acids)
Biological process (GO): cellular response to lipopolysaccharide; negative regulation of canonical NF-kappaB signal transduction; regulation of transcription by RNA polymerase II
Source: RefSeq, a predicted model, not a curated record